This is a messenger RNA of Oldenlandia corymbosa var. corymbosa, 1299 nucleotides long. NCBI's taxonomy places the organism in Eukaryota, Viridiplantae, Streptophyta, Magnoliopsida, Gentianales, Rubiaceae. The record is from the annotation of a GenBank genome assembly.
AUGAAGAACAUUUCCAAGAACAUGGAACUUCCCCCUGGAUUCCAGAAGGAUUUUUUCGAGGCAGCGCGUACGGGAGAUUUGCCGUGGCUCUCCAGGCUAAUGGCAGAGAUCGAAAAGGGUCCUGAGAAGAUUUCAUAUGCAUCGGUGAAGACGUGUGCAGGCUGCAACGCACUUCAUUUGGCUGCUGCCUUUGGUGAGACUGAGAUGUGCAGACAUUUGAUUCAGAAUCUGAAGUUUGAAGUGGACGCCAUCGAUGAUUCAGGCGGGACACCCUUAUUCCAGGCCGUUCUGGGGGAUUAUCGGGAUACGGUUAAUUUCUUGAUUGGCAGCGGUGCAAAUGUCAUGAAAACAAACCUCAAAGGGUUAACUCCAUUGCAUUGGGCGGCUGAACAAGGGUACACGGAGUUGGUUAAGCUUUUGAUCUCCAAAGGAGCUGAUUCGAAUGCGACUUCUGCUGUUGGGACACCCCUGCAUUGUGCUGCAGGAAAUGGUAGUCAUGAAACAUUGAAGUACUUGUUGGAUCUCAAGGCAGAUCCAAACUCUCUCUCACCAAUUUACCUGUCUCCGCUCUUGCUUUCAAUGUUUGCUGAAUCACUGGAGUGCAUGGAGCUACUACUCAAGGCGGGAGCAGAUCCAAAUGGGCUUACUACCGAUACAACACCUCUUUGUUAUGCUGCUUGUAAACCUGAUGAGAAGAUGAUCCAUUGCUUGUUGAAAGCUGGCGCGAAUCCUAAUAACACUGACUUUUUGGGUAAGACACCAUUAGAACACGCAGCAUUAAUUGGCUCCGCUGAGGGUGUUAAGCUUUUGUUUCCUGUCACUUCUCGCAUUACAUGCUAUCCUGAUUGGAACAUCACUUGCGUGAUGCAAUAUGUUCGGUCUGAAGGAGCUUCAGCCCAGAGGAAGAUAAAGCAGAAAGAGAUGUUUCUGAUGGCCAAAGAAAAGGGGGCAGCGACUGUUGCAAGAAAAGAUUACUGGAAUGCAAUAUAUUGGUAUUCCCAGGCAGUCAAGAUCGAUCCAGGAGAUGCAAAAAUGCUAUCAAAUAGGAGUUUGUGCUUUGCCCGACUAAAUAAUGGUGAUCCUGCUUUAUUGGAUGCACAGUCUUGUGUUGCGCUGGAGCCGAGAUGGGCGAAGGCACACUACAGGGAAGGUGCUGCUUGGAAAGUUCUCAAGAAAUAUGAUAUGGCAGCAGAAGCAUUUUCUCGUGCUUUGGCCCUUGAUCCUGGUAACAAGGAAAUUGAGGAUGCAUGCAGGGAAGCACGGGCGUUAGGUUUCUGGAAACAGACCCUUAAAGUAUGA